AUGGCUCCACCAGACCCAACGCUGAUGGUCCUACCUGCUACUAUCCAACCAAUUAUUGUCGUUUCCAUUAGCGACCUACACACGAUCCCAUUAUCCGGGGUACACAUACCCUAUGGGGACAUCCUGAUUGUUGCCGGUGAUCUUUCCGAAGGCCGUCCAGCACAGCUCAUGCAGCGCCUGUCUGAACUGCUCGUUCUCCCCCACACAUUCAAGGUAGUUAUUGGGGGUAACCAUGACCGUGCCCUUGACCCUAAGUGCGAUGCCCGUGACGCCGCAAUAUAUAACGACCUCUACGAGCGUCAGCAGUGCCGUGCAGCCUUCCGAGAAGCCAGGGAGUCCGGAGUCAUCUAUCUCGAAGAUGAGAGCACAGAUGUCACAAUUGCCGGACGUGCAUUCAAGAUUUUCGGAUCACCUAAAUCAUUGGCCAGAUCGACCAAUACUGCUUUUGGAUAUUCGGAGGAUGAUAGCUUCUCGGUGUGGAAUAUUAUUCCUGCUGGCGUUGACAUUCUCGUGACCCAUGGGCCUCCCGCAGGGUACCUUUCUGAUGACGAGAAUGGAUGUGAUGGGUUGCUGAACGCGCUUUGGAGGGUCCGCCCGAUGCUUCAUGUCUUUGGGCAUGUGCACGCUUCGUAUGGGACAACAAAGCUCAGUCCUGAUGAUAUGCAAGUGUCUGAAGCCCAACGUCUUGGGAGAUUUUUGGAGGCCCGAAAUCGGCGGAAGCUACGUGAGGCAGAAUCCAGGGGCCGAUAUAUUCCGCCGCACCUUCGCCGCAAGAUGUUAGGUGGGUCCGUCGCUGCCACGUCUCGACAGGUCUCCACCGGUUUUCCAGCAGGGGCUCCGGUUGAGGUGCCUGUUUUAGUUCAAGGACAAACGAGACUUAUUAAUGCUGCUAUUAAGACGCCGGGCACACCGAGGGGAGCAAUUGUGACCAAGAUACUGCGCUAA
Tuber aestivum (summer truffle) is the source of this 945-nucleotide messenger RNA. The record is from the annotation of a GenBank genome assembly. Lineage: Eukaryota; Fungi; Ascomycota; Pezizomycetes; Pezizales; Tuberaceae.